Molecule: messenger RNA, 2075 nt
Organism: Dichomitus squalens LYAD-421 SS1
Lineage: Eukaryota; Fungi; Basidiomycota; Agaricomycetes; Polyporales; Polyporaceae
Product: DEAD-domain-containing protein
Exons: 8
Coding region: 25-1980 (651 amino acids)
Cellular component (GO): nucleolus
Molecular function (GO): nucleic acid binding; ATP binding
Source: RefSeq, a predicted model, not a curated record
UGCGAUACCUGACGUCUCAUCGCCAUGCCUGACGCACGCCUUGUCGAUCCCAAGGCAACCUUUGCCUCCUUCAGCCAGAUCCUCGAUGCUCGGAUACUGCGAGCUCUCGCCGACAUGGGGUUCUCCCGGCCGACGCUUGUCCAGUCAAAGGGCAUACCUCUUGCACUUGAAAACCGCGAUAUUCUGGCCCGAGCGCGGACGGGAAGCGGGAAAACUGCUGCUUACUGCAUUCCAGUCGUCCAAAAAGUUUUGAACGCGAAAUCAAGCAUAUCCGAAGAGGACUCCAGACGACAGGCGACGCGCGCCCUCAUCCUCGUCCCGACGCGAGAGCUCGCGGAGCAGGUGUCCGCGCACCUGAAAAGCCUGCUCACAUACUGUGACGCAGACGUGGCGGUAGCAAAUGCCUCAACCGGAACCACCGCGCACCUCCAGAAGACACUCCUUUCGGACAACCCUGAUAUUGUCAUCGCCACUCCCUCACGUGCGCUCGCGCUGCUCCAGUCCAAGGACUUGUCCCUCGGGUCACUGGAAUCGCUCGUUAUAGACGAGGCAGAUCUCAUCUUGUCAUAUGGACAUGACGAAGAUGUUCGCCAGAUUUUCGGAGGUGGAUACCUGCCAAAGGUGUUCCAAUCGUUCCUUAUGAGUGCAACGAUGACGGAAGACGUGGAGGCGCUCAAAGGCCUCGCGUUGCGGAGUCCGGUUAUACUGAAGCUAGAGGAUGAGGAAGAUGAGGCUGCGAAUCUGACUCAGUACUCUGUCCGCUGCUCGGAAGUCGACAAGUUCCUGCUGACAUACGUCAUCCUGAAGCUCAAGCUCAUCAAGGGCAAGUGCAUCCUCUUCGUCAACGACGUCGACCGGUGUUACCGCCUCAAGCUCUUCCUCGAGCAAUUCUCGAUCAAGAGCUGCGUGCUCAACUCGGAGCUGCCCCUAAAUUCGAGGUACCAUGUUGUGCAAGAGUUCAACAAGGGCGUGUAUGAUUAUAUCAUCGCAUCGGACGAGAACUCAGGGAAGGCAGAGCAAGAUUCGAAUGAUGAGCAGGAGGACGAGGCUGAGGAAGCCGAUGACGACGAUUUCAUGUCUUCGCAACGUGAACCCGAAGCGAAUGGCGCGCCAUCAGAAGACGAUGCAGACUCGACGCCAGCCCAGUCUCUCAAGCGAAAAAAGCGCGCGAAUUCGCCCGCACCCGAGUCCUCGUCGUCGUCAAAACCAAAGUCCAGCAAGCGUAAACGGCGCAAGGGCGGCGGCGCCCCCGACGCCGAGUACGGCGUCUCGCGCGGCGUGGACUUCGUCGACGUCUCGUGCGUCAUCAACUUCGACCUCCCCGCCUCCUCCCGCGCGUACACGCACCGCGUAGGCCGCACCGCGCGCGCGGGGCGCACGGGCAUGGCGCUCUCUUUCGUCGUCCCCAAGGAGCUGUGGGGCAAGAACCGCGUCGUCGGGUGCGUCGAGAGCGCGAAGCGCGACGAGGAGGUGUUCGCGCGGGUCGAGAGGGAGCAGGCGGCGAGGGGGAGCCAGAUCAAGGAGUACCAGUUCGACAUGAAGCAGGUCGAGGCGUUCAGGUAUCGCAUGGAGGACGCGCUGCGGGCGGUGACGCGGAGCGCGAUCAAGGAGGCGAGGAUCAAGGAGCUCAAGACGGAGAUCCUGAACUCGGACAAGCUGAAGGCUCACUUCGAGGACAACCCGCUAGACCUGGAGUACCUGCGGCAUGAUAAACCGUUGCACCCUACGCGGGUGCAGUCGCACAUGAAGCACGUCCCGAAAUACCUCCUCCCGCGGAUCGCGCCCGUUCCGGGGGCGGACGCUGGCGUCGAGAGCGACAGCAAGCCUGCACCUGGACCAGGUGACGUUGGCUUCGUUCCGUUCAACAAAAAUGCACGAGGGCGUGGUCGUGGUCGCGGGAGAGGUCGAGGCGGUAGGGGCGGCGGGGGACCCGGUCGGGGCGGAAAGAAGAAAUCGGACCCACUCAAGAAGUUUGGCUAAUCUCGACGCUCACCUUGACCUGAUCCGUUGGUACGCCUGUGUAUACACUUGCAUGGCCCUUCGUCCUGCACUGGCAGCACCGUCAUAAGAUGCCG